Lycium barbarum (goji berry) is the source of this 1371-nucleotide messenger RNA. RefSeq names its product UDP-glucosyltransferase 29-like. Gene Ontology annotation, molecular function: UDP-glycosyltransferase activity. NCBI's taxonomy places the organism in Eukaryota, Viridiplantae, Streptophyta, Magnoliopsida, Solanales, Solanaceae. The record is from RefSeq and is a predicted model, not a curated record. The coding region runs from base 1 to 1371 and encodes 456 amino acids. The transcript has a single exon.
AUGGAUUCUUCAACGGAGAUCAACCAAAAAUCAGUUCGCGCUUUGAUGUUUCCGUGGUUGGGACACGGGCACAUCUCUCCGUUUCUCGAGUUAGCCAAAAAACUUGUCACGAGAAACUUCACCAUUUUCUUGUGCUCCACCCCCGCAAAUUUCAUUUCCAUCAAACAAAAGCUCAUUAACGAAAACUUAACCGAAAAAAUUCAACUCGUUGAGCUUCGACUUCCCUCUCUGCCUGAUCUUCCUCCUCAUUACCACACCACCAACGGCCUCCCACCUCAUCUCAUGUCCACACUCAAGAAGGCGUUCGCGAAGUCUCGUCCAAUUUUCACCCAAAUCCUCAAUACCAUCAAGCCCGAUUUACUUCUUUACGAUUUGCUUCAACCAUGGGCGCCAAAGGUAGCAGCGGAAAAAAAUAUCCCAUCAGUUCUUUUUGUCACGAGCAGCGCCACCAUGUUUUCCUACAUGUUUCACACUUUUAGGUACCCUCACUCUGAGUUUCCCUUCUCCUCUAUUUAUUAUCGCGAUUAUGAGUUCACACGUAUGCUCAAAAACCAAGAUUUGGAGCCUAUUGACCAACAACAAAAGGAUAACACUAGUGUUAAGUUGUGCUUCAAGAGGUCUUCUAACAUUGUGUUGAUCAAGGGUUUUAAGGAAAUUGAUGGUAAAUAUUGUGACUAUAUAUCUAGUUUAACCAAUAAGAAAAUCAUUCCGGUUGGUCCACUAGUUCAAGAACCUACAAGUGAAGAUGGAAACUCACAAAUCCUAACAUGGUUGAAUCAAAAACAAAAAGGGUCAACUAUUUUUGUUUCUUUUGGGAGUGAAUAUUUCUUGUCUCAAGAGGAUAGGGAUGAGAUUGCUCAUGGGCUAGAGCAAAGUAGGGUUAAUUUCAUUUGGGUUGUGAGGUUUCCGAAAGGUGAAAAACUCAAACUUGAACGAGCAUUGCCAUUAGGGUUUUUCAAGAAAGUUGGAGAAAGGGGGAUGGUGGUUGAAGAUUGGGCCCCACAAGCAAAAAUAUUAGGAAACCCUAAUAUCGGUGGAUUUAUGAGUCAUUGUGGAUGGAAUUCUGUUAUGGAAGGUAUGAAAAUUGGUGUGCCAAUAAUUGCUAUGCCAAUGCAUCUUGAUCAACCAUUGAAUGCUAGGCUUGUGGAAGAAGUAGGGGUUGGAUUGGAAGUUGUUAGGGACAAAGAUGGAAAACUUGAUAGAGAACAAAUAAGUCAAGUUAUUAAUAAGGUUGUUUUGGACAAAAGGGGAGAAUCCAUAAGGGCAAAUGCAAAGCAGAUGAGUGAAACAAUUAGAAUCAAAGGGGACGAAGAGAUUGGUGAUGUUGUUCAAGAAUUGGUCAACCUUUGCAAGAGAUCAAAUGUGGUCUAG